GUCUGGGUUCCGAUCCUCACAUCCAUAUGGAAGCUUAUGGAGAUGAAGGCAUCCUCCUGGAAUGUACUUCAGUUGGAUGGUACCCAGUGCCCCAGGUGCAAUGGAGAGAUCUAAAAGGAGAGAUAUUACCACUUUUGUCAACAUCCCAGACACUUAAUGGAGAUGGCCUCAUUACUAUAGAUGCCUCCAUGGUUAUCAGAGACCCUUCUGUGGGGAGUGUAUCCUGUUCCAUUCGAAAUCCUCUCCUCAAUAUGGAGAAGGUGGUAAAAAUUUCCAUACCAGGUCGCUUCUUUUCAAAGUUUUCUCCUUGGAUGAUGUCUUUAGCUGUGAUUCUUACUGCUCUUGGACUUCUCACUAUCGGGGCCAUAUUUUUCAUCUGGAAACUACAUAGAAACAAAAAAAGAGAAAAAGAGAAUAAAUCCUGCAACAAAGAAAAACUCCAGGAAGAAUUAAGAUGGAAAAAGGCUCAGUUACAUGCAGCUGAUGUAACCCUGGAUCCAGACACAGCUCAUCCCCAUCUCUUUCUAUAUGACGAUUUGAAAUCCAUCAGGUUGGAAGACUCACGACAGAAAUUACCUGACAAGCCAGAGAGAUUUGAUUCCUGGCCUUGUGUGUUAGGCCGUGAAGGCUUUACCUCAGGGAAACAUUACUGGGAAGUAGAAGUGGGAGACAGGACUGAUUGGGCUAUAGGAGUUUGUAAGGAAAAUGUGGCAAAGAAAGGAUUUGAUCCCAUGUCACCUGAGAAUGGGUUUUGGGCUGUAGAGCUGUAUGGAAAUGGAUAUUGGGCUCUUACUCCACUCCGGACCCCCCUUCCUCUAACAGGGCCUCCUCGCCGUGUAGGGGUGUUUUUGGACUAUGAAUCUGGAAAUAUCUCCUUCUACAAUAUGACUGAUGGAUCACACAUCUACACUUUCCCCCAAGCCUCCUUCUCUGGAACUCUCCGGCCUUUCUUCUGCCUUUGGUCUUGUGGUAAAAAGCCCCUUACUAUCUGUCCAAUAUUUGAUGGGCCUGAUGAAGUCACUGUCAUUGCUAAUGUCCCUGUCCCUUUUAAGGAAAGCCUAGUCACCUCCACAAAUGAAAGAUCAACUACUGGGGAUGCAGAUACUCUCCAUAGGUCCAAUUCAAAAUUAUUCCCAAUCCAACCCAAUAAUGGGGCCCUGGAUCAUUAG
Molecule: messenger RNA, 1169 nt
Organism: Gracilinanus agilis (Agile Gracile Mouse Opossum)
Lineage: Eukaryota; Metazoa; Chordata; Mammalia; Didelphimorphia; Didelphidae
Gene: BTN1A1
Product: butyrophilin subfamily 1 member A1
Exons: 5
Molecular function (GO): protein binding
Source: RefSeq, a predicted model, not a curated record